GUGUUUGCGAGCCUUGAGCAGCCAACCACAGUGACAGUUCUUGGAAAACUGGGUGCCAUGCACGAAGCAGCCAAGACAGCGGCUGAGAAAAAGUCAAAGCAGCUGAGCAACACUCAGCUGAAGAUUCGGGGGCUGCAAGCUACCACAUCCAAUCGCCAGAAGAAUGCCAAGAAGCAGGCAUUGUUGAAGCUGGACGAGGAGGAUCAAAAGUCUCUCCAGCAGAAGAGGAACACAAGGCGCCGCAUGAUUUGGAAACAGUUGAUGGAGAAGAGAGGAAAGCAGCCUCGGAAAAGGAUUCAAGAAUCCUUUGAUGGAAUGGAUCCCAAGCGAGUCUACAGACCCAAGCUGAGCAUCCAAGACCGCCUGGAGGUUGUGGAGUGGGUCCUAAAGAAAAAGAAAGAGAUGCAGGAUCCUGAGCCGUGCGAGCUGGCGGAGAUCGAAUUCCCGGAGAGGGUUGGUCCCCAUGUGAGCAUCAGCCGAUGGGUGAAGCAAAAGGAGGCUGCUGGCCUGGCCUCCAAGAAAAAGGGGAAGGUGCGCUUGCAGAGUGUGCCGGCAGAGGUUCUGGCUUCGCUGGACGAACAUAUGUCCGUGAUGACUUCCGGAGUGUCUAGCGUGACGGCGCGGAACGAAGAAGUCAUGAUCUGGCAGAUUGUCAACACUGCAGAGAAAAUGUGCAAAGAGUGGAAUGCGAAGAUGAAGGAGAAGCGCCUGCAGCUGCAGAAUGAGAAGGCCGAGCUCACGGCGGGCGUGCUGGAUGGCACAGUCAACCCACAGGUCGCGCAGGAGAUGAAGAUCCCCACCCUGGCCUUAGAGCGGGCCAAUCGUGGGAAAAUGAAGAAAAGCGAUCCGAAGGAGAUUGGCACGUCAUUGAACGACCAUGUAUCAAAGGCCCGCCUUUCCUUGACCAUCAUGACGUCCUCCUGGGCGGACUGCAGCCCAGGACCACUGGGAAUUCAUGUUCCUGCUGGUGUCAUGGACGAAAAGGACCUUCAAGACUUUAACCAGGCUCACGUCGGCGAUGCAGUGGCCAUUUCAAGUGAUACCCGCACGCACUUCAUGUCAGGAACGACGUGGAACCAGCUUCUAUAUUCCCUGUACUCUCCAGCCUUUGACAAGCAGCGCAGGAAGUACAACUUGGAUGCAACGAACAAAGGCAAGUUUUUGGCUGACGCCUGGUUCAACUCGGACCUCACCAAGCGGCCGCACUUCAGCGAGUUGGAAUUGGGAAGGACUGCCUUGCAAAGAGCGGUUGCAAAGUUCACAAAGGAACGAAGCAAGCUGGUGCAGGAUGGAGCAGGGAACGAUUUGACAAGGAAGCAGAAGGACAGUCUUUCCAGCCUCUUUGCCAAGCCUAUAUGGAUGGUGUUUCUACCACGCAAACAGAAGGUAGCACCGCCUCUGUGGAUGCAGAAACACACGAAAAUUGAUCAACAUGGGUCUAUGGUUGUUACUUGCAAGAGGGGCAAGCCACAGUUGCUGGAGCUUCGCUUUCGUCCAGUCACUUUGUCUGGAGGUUCCGAGGUCAACUAUGUUUCUGGAGGAGAAUUCUACCUUUCAGGCCCAAACUUUCCUGCAGCUUUGGUCAAAUGUGUGGCCCUGCAAGCAAGCGAUGCAGCCGCAGCUCCAUGGCGACUCGAAGAGUAUGAUGAUGACAAUGCGGAUGAGGAGGGAAGCGACGGUGAGCAAAGUUCGGACCACCCUUCUGCUACAGAGUCUGCAGAGCAGGAUGAAGUCUUGGAGCCACCUGCCCGAUGGCAGCCUGACAGGCUGUAUGAGAACUUCGAAGGCUCUGAUUGUGAGAGGCACGAUCUCUGGAAGCCGGAAGGCCAGGUAGAAGCUGAAGAGAGUGAAGCAGAAUUUUGCGAGGCUGCAGAAGAGGAUCAUGGGGCAAUUUCACGGCCUCGUGGAAAGACUACCUCAGCUGAAUGGCUUCAAGUAGUUGCGGAGGGCUGGACCUACAAAAUGCCCACAGUUGAGAACUCCACGCUCGGGCGGCGUGCCCAUGGGCGUGGAGCGCACGCUAUCCUAUGGCGCAUGGGCCUGAGUACUGCUCCCGAAGCUGGGGAAAUGUACGGAGUCCUCUGGUGGCACUGCUGGAGUGCAUGCAUUGGCUCGUCUCAUGCCACGCAUCGCACGGUCCAAAGGAGGAGCGCGAGCAUUGGAAGGCAUUGGCAAAUGAAUUGUUCGAGCGAUCGCUGA
Molecule: messenger RNA, 2199 nt
Organism: Durusdinium trenchii
Lineage: Eukaryota; Dinophyceae; Suessiales; Symbiodiniaceae
Source: the annotation of a GenBank genome assembly